Messenger RNA from Rhinichthys klamathensis goyatoka, 1914 nucleotides. It is a transcript of the gene nr5a2, whose product is annotated as nuclear receptor subfamily 5, group A, member 2. Gene Ontology annotation, molecular function: RNA polymerase II cis-regulatory region sequence-specific DNA binding; zinc ion binding; nuclear receptor activity. Gene Ontology annotation, cellular component: RNA polymerase II transcription regulator complex. Gene Ontology annotation, biological process: regulation of transcription by RNA polymerase II; hormone-mediated signaling pathway; tissue development. The coding region runs from base 319 to 1872 and encodes 517 amino acids. NCBI's taxonomy places the organism in Eukaryota, Metazoa, Chordata, Actinopteri, Cypriniformes, Leuciscidae. The record is from RefSeq and is a predicted model, not a curated record. The transcript is spliced from 7 exons.
AGCGAGGAGCCGUUUGAACUUCACAGAUAGAGCGACACAGAGCGCGCGGAGGAGGGGCUCGUGCGAAGUUCCUGACAGUUCGCGCACUCCAGUUUAAAGACCAGCAUCAUAGUCGCUGCAAAGACCACCCGAAUGAACUUACACAGCUUGUGAACAACUAGCAGAAAAAAAGAGGGGCAGUCGAACUCAAGCCGUCUAGUAGAUCCACGCGCACAGGAUUAGUUUCGGACGUUUGGACGGUGUUUUGGAGAAUCUCUGGUGUUCCUCUCGCGCGCAGGCGGAGCGGCGCGUGCUCAUCAUCGGCUCAGCAGAGCUGUCAUGCUGCCUAAAGUCGAGUCAGAAUCUCUGGGACUCGCUCGAUCGCAUGGGGAACAGGGGCAUUUGCCUGGAAACAUGCAAGCCCCCCACUUUAAAAUGAUGGACUACUCUUACGACGAAGACUUAGACGAAAUGUGUCCAGUGUGUGGAGACAAGGUGUCCGGAUAUCACUACGGGUUACUGACCUGUGAGAGCUGUAAGGGCUUCUUCAAGCGCACGGUGCAGAACAACAAGCGCUACACAUGUAUAGAGAACCAGAGCUGUCAAAUAGACAAGACCCAACGGAAACGCUGCCCCUACUGUCGCUUCCAGAAGUGCCUCACUGUCGGCAUGAAACUGGAGGCUGUGAGGGCCGAUCGAAUGAGAGGAGGUCGCAACAAGUUUGGCCCCAUGUACAAACGAGACCGGGCACUCAAGCAACAGAAGAAAGCCUUGAUCCGGGCCAAUGGACUCAAGCUGGAGGCCAUGACGCAAGCCAUGCAAACCGUCCCAGCGGACCUCACCAUUACCUCUGCCAUUCAGAACAUCCAUUCGGCCUCCAAGGGGCUUCCACUGAGCCACCAUCACCACCACCACCACCAUCACCACCACCAUAGCUCCACAAGCGCAGGCCUGCCACCUGCAGACUUUGACCGCAGCCCCUUCGUCACCUCGCCAGUCAGCAUGGCCAUGCCGCCGCACCCUGGAGGACUGCAGGGCUACCAGCCAUACGGCCACUUCCAGAGCCGCACCAUCAAGUCAGAGUACCCCGACCCCUACACAAGCUCGCCGGAGUCUCUCAUGGGCUAUCCGUACGUAGAAGCCUACACGGGCGGAUCGCCGCCCAGCUUUCCUCACCUGGUGGUGGAGCUCCUCAAGUGCGAGCCGGACGAGCCCCAGGUGCAAACCAAGAUCCUAGCAUACCUGCAGCAGGAGCAGGCCAGCCGAAGCAAGCACGAGAAACUCAACACUUUCGGCCUCAUGUGCAAGAUGGCCGACCAGACACUGUUCUCCAUCGUAGAAUGGGCCAGGAGCAGCAUCUUCUUCCGGGAACUGAAGGUUGACGACCAAAUGAAGCUUCUCCAGAACUGUUGGAGUGAACUCCUCAUCCUGGACCACGUUUUCCGUCAGGUGAUGCACGCCAAAGAGGGCUCCAUCCUCUUGGUGACAGGGCAACAGGUGGAUUACGCCCUAAUUGCCUCCCAAGCCGGUGCCACACUCAACAACCUCCUGAGUCACGCGCAGGAGAUGGUGAGCAAACUGCGAUCCCUCCAGCUGGACCAGAGGGAGUUCGUCUGCCUCAAGUUCCUGGUGCUGUUCAGCUUGGACGUCAAGAACCUGGAGAACUUCCACCUGGUGGAGAGCGUCCAGGAACAGGUCAACGCCGCGCUGCUGGACUACGUCAUGUGCAACUAUCCACAGCAGACGGACAAGUUCGGCCAGCUUCUGCUGCGGCUGCCGGAGAUCCGGGCCAUCAGUCUGCAGGCCGAAGAGUACCUGUACUACAAACACCUGAACGGUGACGUGCCCUGCAACAAUCUACUCAUAGAGAUGCUGCACGCCAAACGUGCCUGAGGACCUUCUCGUCUCGACACAUCGCGCGCACUGCUCCCAGCG